Molecule: messenger RNA, 479 nt
Organism: Ruditapes philippinarum (Manila clam)
Lineage: Eukaryota; Metazoa; Mollusca; Bivalvia; Venerida; Veneridae
Product: rab11 family-interacting protein 5-like
Biological process (GO): regulated exocytosis
Cellular component (GO): intracellular membrane-bounded organelle
Molecular function (GO): small GTPase binding
Source: RefSeq, a predicted model, not a curated record
AGGAAGUAGUUGCUAGCGCAUGCGCACACGUCACAAACUUUUCACAGUUUUGACAGUUACAGGUGAAUGGAUUACACAUUGCAAAGGAGAAAACAACAUGUUUUAAUUUCCAAUUUUUUCAUGCGGUUUUCAUAGAAAUCAAAGUUUUAAUUGUUAUAUAAGUGAAAGUAUAAUUAUAUUCAGGGGAAAUAUGAUUUGAAGGAUUUAUUCCGUGAAAAAGUUGCGAAAAAUUGAUCCUUGUCACUAAACGCUUUUGGAAUUUUAUUGCGAUUAGUCAGGAUGACUUGGGAGCCUACUCAUGUACAAUUAACAGUUCUGAGGGCAAGGAACCUUGUUGGGAAAUUAAAAGGAAAGAACAGUGCUAAGAUUACUGAUGUUUUUGUCACUAUAGCACUAGGGAAGGAGAAGUUUCAAACUUCUACAGUGAAGUAUGGAGGCAAAGUCAACAAUGGUGUGGAAUGGUUCGAGGAAUGUGACCU